Macadamia integrifolia is the source of this 1236-nucleotide messenger RNA. RefSeq names its product dof zinc finger protein DOF3.4-like. The transcript has a single exon. Lineage: Eukaryota; Viridiplantae; Streptophyta; Magnoliopsida; Proteales; Proteaceae. The coding region runs from base 205 to 864 and encodes 219 amino acids. The record is from RefSeq and is a predicted model, not a curated record. Gene Ontology annotation, biological process: regulation of DNA-templated transcription. Gene Ontology annotation, molecular function: DNA binding; DNA-binding transcription factor activity.
GGUCACUUCCAUUUCAGAGAUCACACCUCUCUCUCUCUCUCUCCUUAUAAACCCCUCGCUACUUCCAAAACACAUCCCCUCAUUCUCUCUGUAGUUUCUCUCUCAUUCACACUUUACAUUCUCAGUUUCUUUCCUUCAUACCCACAAACAUAGUAAGCUCAGAAGACAGGAGGUAGUGGCCGCCGCUAACGGAAGGGGAAAGACAUGCCAUCGGACAACAGCGAGCAGCGAGUAGCUAAAGCUCCACCGCCACCGGAUCAUGAAAACCUCCGCUGCCCACGCUGCGACUCUACCAACACCAAGUUCUGCUACUACAACAACUACAACCUCUCCCAGCCCCGUCAUUUCUGCAAAUCCUGCCGCCGCUACUGGACUCAGGGCGGAACCCUCCGCAACAUCCCUGUCGGUGGCGGCACCCGCAAGAACCCCAAACGCUCCCGUACCUCUUCCGCCUCCUCCUCUUCUUCAUCCACUUCCUCUUCUACCUCUCAAGACCCCAACUCCGCUACCCCCAUCUCUGUCUCUGCUGAACAACCUGACAUGUCCUUCCCCAUAUGCGGGGACCUAAAUCUUGAACCAAACAUCUCUGGGACUGCCCCUGGAGCUUUCACUUCGUUACUUAACUCUCAGAACACGGGCUUUCUGGCGCUGGGUGGGUUCGGCCUAGGCCUCAACUCCGGGUUCGAUGACCUCGGGUUUGGGCUUGGCCGAGGGGGUUGGCCCUUCACCGAUGUCGGCGAAGUUGGAAGCAUCGGCGGUGGAAACACAUGGCAGCUUGGGAGCUCUGAACCAGUCUUCGCCGACGGUGAUUGCUUUUCUUGGCCGGAACUUGCAAUUUCCACGCCUGGACAUGGUCUGAAGUGAUCCCACUUUCCUAUAUGUGUUCUUUAGAUUGAGUUGGUUGGGGCUUUUCGAUUUCGGGCGGAGAAGAGUGUUCGAUGAAUAUGUCUCAGGUGAAGCUUUUCCUUUUUUUUUUUUUUUUUUUUGGUCUCUCUGGUUUGUGAGGGCAUAGACAGAAACAGACUACAAUAUUGCAAACUAGAAAUCAGGAUUGAGUGUACGUAUUAGAAUUUCUUUUCUCCUCUUUGUUUUUGGCCCUUUCUUGGUCUUAGGAUUGUAGGUUAGAAGAAUAUUAUAUCAUUAGUUUUAAUGGUUUUUGUCAUUUUACCGAGGGAUUCUGUAAAUGUUUGGGUCUUAAUUGAUUCAAUGGCAGCAAAACCCAUAUCUUUUCGUUUC